Messenger RNA from Chenopodium quinoa (quinoa), 1838 nucleotides. RefSeq names its product NADPH-dependent aldehyde reductase 1, chloroplastic-like. The coding region runs from base 521 to 1558 and encodes 345 amino acids. The record is from RefSeq and is a predicted model, not a curated record. NCBI's taxonomy places the organism in Eukaryota, Viridiplantae, Streptophyta, Magnoliopsida, Caryophyllales, Amaranthaceae. Gene Ontology annotation, molecular function: oxidoreductase activity. The transcript is spliced from 4 exons.
UUUAGUCUAGCUAAUUAAUCUUUUGGCUUAAACUAUAUGUUUCUAAUUUGGUUUUUUUAUUAACAAGGUACACAUAUUUCAUAUGCUAAUGCGACUAUACACUCGGAUACACAAUGCCCACUAUACACUCGGAUACACGAUGUUCACUAUACAACCGGAUCAUAAACCAAGCGUUGAAGUUACAUAGAGAACAAAAGCGGUGAAUAUGGAAGGGAAAAAAAAAAAAGGUUCCACAAACAACACACCCUAAAAACAUGGAAAAGAAAGUAGCUAGAAAUCCACAAAUGGAAAACAAAGUUCCGUUUCAUUAGACGUGUCCUAAGGCAACGAUCACCACGACACACGUAACUCUUAUUACCAUAGACACGUACUUUUCUAAUUUGCAUUCCCAAAUUCUCUCUCUUUUUACAUUUCUAUUCCCAUGCAAAGCAAAAUAACAUCAUGUAUAAAUUAAAAGCUAGAAGCUUAUUAAUUUCAUGUAAAUCAAAGCUUAAUUAAAUUAUAAGCUAAAGUUUAUUUUAUGUUAUUACGUGGAGUGGUGUUAUCUAGGGUGUUAGUAGGAGCAACCACAAGUAGUGUAUGUGUUGGACUUGGUAGUGUGGUUUCAAGAAGUUGCACCUUAUAUCGGAUCAACGGAAGUGGUGGUAGACGGCAAGGGCAGUUGUGCACGGUAAGAAUGGCGUCGGGUGGCGAUAAGUUUCCGGCUCAAAGGCAGCAGACUCAGCCAGGGAAGGAACAUACCAUGCAUCCUAUUCCUGAAGCUCUUCGCCAAGAUUAUAGGGCCGCUAACAAGCUUCAGGGGAAAGUGGCCUUGGUGACAGGAGGAGACUCCGGAAUAGGUAGAGCAGUGUGCCAAUGCUUUGCAUUGGAGGGUGCAACCGUGGCUUUCACUUACGUCAAGGGCCGAGAGGACAAGGAUGCUCACGAUACCCUUCAAAUGAUCAAGAAGCACAAGAGCUCCGAUGCCAAGGACCCUAUCGCGAUCCCAGCAGAUUUGGGGUACGACGAGAACUGCAAGAGGGUCGUCGAUGAGGUAGUGAAUGCUUUUGGGCAUAUUGAUGUCUUGAUCAAUAAUUGUGCUGAGCAGUAUGAGUGUACUACCGUGGAGGACAUUGAUGAACCUAGGCUUGAAAGGGUGUUCAGGACUAACAUUUUCUCUUACUUUUUCAUGACAAGGCAUGCACUGAAGCAUAUGAAGGAAGGAUCUAGCAUCAUAAACACUACAUCAGUGAAUGCAUACAAGGGCAACGCUUCGUUGCUAGACUACACCUCUACCAAAGGUGCAAUUGUGGCAUUCACCCGAGGCCUAGCUUUGCAGCUUGUGGGGAAGGGCAUCCGUGUCAACGGGGUUGCUCCCGGACCUAUUUGGACACCACUGAUCCCGGCCUCAUUCGAGGAAGACAAGGUCAAAAGCUUCGGUAGUCAAGUGCCUAUGGAUAGGGCAGGGCAACCCAGCGAGGUUGCGCCUUCGUAUGUUUUCCUUGCUUGCAAUGGUGACUCCUCUUACAUUACUGGACAAGUCCUCCAUCCUAAUGGUGGUGUUAUUGUGAAUGCUUGAAUGGUAUUUUGCUAUGUGUGCUGUUUUUUGGGUUUCGAGGAUGUUUACAGACAUUAACAUGGUUUAAUCUUGUUGGUGUAUCUUCCUAACUAAGUACCAUCAGAGUACAUUACAAUGAUAUUAAUAAUAUGUAAGGUAAUAAUAUGUAAGGUUCUAGAUGGACCGACGGUUGAUGUAACAAACGGUUCUUCUUAAUCUGUGUUAUUAUGCUGAAUUAUCCUCUAUAAUGUUGCUAAAAGUAUAAACUAAUGAAGUUAAAGCAACCAGUUUUGUUGUAAUA